Messenger RNA from Helianthus annuus (common sunflower), 1516 nucleotides. RefSeq names its product chalcone synthase 3. The record is from RefSeq and is a predicted model, not a curated record. NCBI's taxonomy places the organism in Eukaryota, Viridiplantae, Streptophyta, Magnoliopsida, Asterales, Asteraceae. Gene Ontology annotation, biological process: polyketide biosynthetic process. Gene Ontology annotation, molecular function: acyltransferase activity, transferring groups other than amino-acyl groups. Bases 46 to 1272 code for a protein of 408 amino acids. The transcript has 2 exons.
UGGAGUAAAGCUAACAAUUGUUGAAUAUACAUCAAACUUAGAUAAAUGAAUCAUUUUCAAAAGGUUGUACAUCUUGAAACAAUUCGAGAGAAUCAACGGGCACAUGGUCUAGCCACUAUUCUUGCCAUUGGCACUGCAAAUCCUUCCAAUUAUAUUAUGCAGGCAGAUUAUCCUGAUUUCUAUUUCCGUGUUACAAAUAGUGAGCAUAUGGUUAAUCUUAAAAACAAGUUUAAGCGCAUAUGUGACAACACAAUGAUAACGAAGCGAUUCAUGCUCCUCACAGAAGAGUUUCUGAAAGAUAACCCCAACAUGUGCCAGUACACGAGUCCCUCUUUAAAUACUCGCCAAGACUUGUUGAUCACCCAAGUCCCAAAGCUCGGUAAGGUAGCCGCUACGAAAGCCAUCGAGGAGUGGGGACUCCCGAAAUCCAAGAUCACCCAUCUCAUCUUUUGCACCACCUCGGGCAUCGACAUGCCUGGUGCUGACUAUCAGCUCACCAAGUUACUUGGUCUCUCCCCUUCGGUCAACCGGCUCAUGAUGUACCAACAAGGCUGCUCGGGUGGGGGCAUGGUCCUUCGUCUAGCCAAGGACAUUGCUGAAAACAACAAGGGUUCACGCGUCCUUGUUGUCUGCUCAGAGAUCAUGGCUACUAUCUUUCAUGGGCCUAGUGAGAACCACAUUGAUUCUUUAGUUGGCCAAGCACUUUUUGGGGAUGGAGCGGCUGCAAUCAUCGUGGGUUCGGAUCCAGAUUUGGCGGUUGAGCAUCCACUAUUCGAGAUUGUUUCCGCAAGUCAAACUAUUAUACCAGACACUGAGAUGGCGAUAAACUUGCACUUGAGGGAGGAUGGGCUCAAACUACACCUGGACAAGGAUGUGCCCAAGAUGAUCUUUGAGAAUAUAGAGAAUAUAUUAAUGCAAGCGGUUCGUCCACUUGGUCUAAGUGACUGGAAUUCGCUGUUUUGGAUCGUUCAUCCUGGUGGUAGACGCAUACUCGACGAGGUGGAGCUGAAACUCAACCUUGACAAACAGAAGUUGAGGGCCAGUAGACAUGUUCUAAGUGAAUAUGGAAACAUGACUAGUGCUUGUGUGUUGUUCAUCAUUAAUGAGAUGAGAAAUAAAUCUUUGGAGGAUGGAAAAAGUACGACCGGUGAAGGUUUAGAUUGGGGCGUUCUGUUUGGAUUUGGACCGGGUUUGACAGUUGAAACGGUUGUUCUGCAUAGCAAACCCUCUACUGUGCAACAGGUCAAGACGGGACCGGAAGACCUGGCAUGAACCUAAACUCGAAUAGGUAGUUUGAACCACAUCUCAUUUUCAUAAAAUAAAUGUAUAAUGCCGUUUCAAAAAUAGAUAUAUAUAAGGCAGAGUGGUGUAGUAUAAAGUCCGCGCAACAUAAGCAAGAUGCUUUAUCGUUAACUUACACGGUGUGGGAUAACGUCCAUUUAAAACAAAAUAAAAAAAAGAAAAAGGAAAUCAAAAAGAGAAAAAUCUAAUUGGUGAGAAUGAAUGGGCCCCACAU